This is a messenger RNA of Haliotis rubra (blacklip abalone), 495 nucleotides long. RefSeq names its product leucine-rich repeat-containing protein 4-like. The transcript has 5 exons. Bases 40 to 495 code for a protein of 151 amino acids. The record is from RefSeq and is a predicted model, not a curated record. NCBI's taxonomy places the organism in Eukaryota, Metazoa, Mollusca, Gastropoda, Lepetellida, Haliotidae.
GUGAACCCAGUAACACGAGACCAAUUAUUCAAGAAAAACAUGCUGAAAAUCCGCUUGGCGUUAUUGGUGUCAACAGCGGUGUAUGCCAUUGUGGCUAACUCACAGUCGUGGAAGAACCGAGCUCCCCUGAUCAGCAAGUAUGCAACUGACGGACAGCCGGUUUCACUCACGUGCCGCAAACCUCCCCCAGGGAAUGUUGGGUGGUAUAGACUUAAAGGAGGAUAUGUUUCCCAUCUCAACGUCGACCCCAGGAUACAAAUAUCCGCCAAAGGAACACUUUACUUCUCAUAUGUUAACAUCAUGGACACUGCCGUAUACAAGUGCAGCGUCACUAACUCGUCUACCAUACAACUCGGUAGUCCGGUCCAACUGAACGUCACGAAAGGUAACGCCGCAGACACGUGGCCAGUACUCAUGUAUUCGAGCGAGACAACGGACGCUACACAGGGACAGGCUGCAACACAACAGUGUAUCUUCAGCGGCAGGUGCUCAUAA